This is a messenger RNA of Penicillium atrosanguineum, 2172 nucleotides long. RefSeq names its product transcription factor TFIIIB subunit BRF1. The transcript has 2 exons. Gene Ontology annotation, biological process: transcription preinitiation complex assembly; transcription by RNA polymerase III; DNA-templated transcription initiation. Lineage: Eukaryota; Fungi; Ascomycota; Eurotiomycetes; Eurotiales; Aspergillaceae. The coding region runs from base 1 to 2172 and encodes 723 amino acids. The record is from RefSeq and is a predicted model, not a curated record. Gene Ontology annotation, cellular component: nucleus; transcription factor TFIIIB complex; transcription preinitiation complex. Gene Ontology annotation, molecular function: TBP-class protein binding; RNA polymerase III general transcription initiation factor activity; RNA polymerase III type 3 promoter sequence-specific DNA binding.
AUGUCGAAGCCCGCCACGCGCAUCAGCGUGACUCCCCGCGGGCCUCGCGCACCUGUCAAGCGCCUGGCUACUACUAGGGCUCAGACUCCGACUCCUAUCAAGCGUCCCGCCUCAAUCAGCCGCCCUCAACCUCCACGGCCUACUACACACCCCAAGACUUCUAGUUGUCCCAAUCCAGGUUGUCCUGCUCCCCACAUUGUUGAAGAUGAAGGCCAGAAGGUUUGCUCUGGAUGUGGUACUGUCAUCAGUGAAUCCAAUAUUGUGUCUGAAGUCACCUUUGGUGAGAGCUCAUCUGGAGCUGCUGUCGUCCAGGGUACUUUCGUCGGGGAAGAUCAGACCCACGUUCGCAGCUUCGGACCCGGCUUCCAGCGAGGCGGCGCAAUGGAGAGCCGAGAGAUGACUGAAGCGAAUGGAAACCGCUAUAUCAGCCAGCUUGCUCGAGCUUUGACCAUCCCAGAGAGUGCUUCGAAGGCUGCUGGUCAGGUAUUCAAGCUCGCAGUCGGACUGAACUUCAUUCAGGGUCGCCGAACCAAAACCGUGGCUGCAGUCUGUCUCUACAUUGCUUGUCGUCGCCAGGACGGCAACACAGUCAUGCUGAUUGACUUUGCCGAUGUCUUGAUGAUCAACGUCUUCAAACUUGGUCGCACCUACAAAGCCCUUCUUGAUGAGCUCCGCCUGGGCGGCAACGUCUUUCUGAUGAACCCUAUCGAUCCCGAGAGUCUCAUCUAUCGAUUCUCGAAGCAACUAGAGUUCGGGCCAGCCACCAUGCAAGUCGCUGGUGAGGCUGUCCGUAUUGUGCAGCGAAUGAACCGUGACUGGAUGACAACUGGUCGACGACCGGCCGGUGUCUGCGGUGCGGCACUGAUUCUUGCUGCGCGAAUGAAUAAUUUCCGCCGAACCGUUCGUGAGGUUGUCUACGUCGUUAAGGUGACCGAAAUCACUAUCAGCCAGCGUCUGAAUGAGUUCAGCUCAACCGAAAGUGGAGAUUUGACUGUCGAUCAAUUCCGCUCCGUACAGCUUGAGAAUGCACACGAUCCUCCUUCCUUCACUCGCGCAAGGGAAGGCCGCAAGCCCAGCCACAUCAACAACAGGGCUGUGGAGACCGCCGCAGAACUUGAAUGGGACACUGAAAGCGAAUAUGGAUCAGUUCAACCUUCACGGAUUGAUGCAGACGGCUUUGCCAUUCCAAAUCUACCCAUCGACCCUGCCCUGACCGAGAAGACACGCCGGCGUUCUUCCAUUGCCAAGGCAGUGAACGAUGUUAUCGAGGACACAGAAAAUGACCAGGCCGAGUCUAAAGUUGCAUCAGAAGAUGCUCUUGAGGAUGAGAUGCGGACUAUGCUUGCCAAGGGCUCCAACAUGAUUGAGAGCAUGGUCGAACCCGAGCAGAAGAAGCAUAUCCCCGAUGAUGCCGAAAUUGCCGAAAGCGAGUUUGAAGACGAUCCCGAAGUCAAGCACUGCCUCUUGACGCCUGCUGAGGUUGAAUUCAAAGAGACCAUCUGGGUCUCCGAGAACAAGGAAUACCUCCGCACACAACAAGCCAAGGCCCUCAAGCGCGCGCUGGCUGAAGCAACUUCUGGUCCAUCUUCAUACAAGCCUCGCAAGCGCCGCAAGGGCCGGAUGGGUGAUGUCUCCUACCUCGAUGGCGAGGGCGAGGGCGAAGAUGGCCGCAGCUCUCGUGCAGCGACCCCUGCUGAGGCGACCCGACGGAUGCUCGAGCGACGUGGCUUCAGUAAGAAAAUCAAUUACAAUGCUCUUAAUGACCUCUUCGAUGGGAAGAAGACAGACGAAAACCCCAAGGCCGAGAGCCUGAGCCGAAGCCAGAGUCGCAGCGUCAGUCUUGUCUCGCGCCGCAGCACCAGCCGGGCACCCGAGCCCGAAUCUCGCCGCUCGGUUCGUGCUACUUCAGUCAAGGCACGAUCUGGCCGCACUCAGACUGGUGCACCCCCGCCCACUCCACCGCCUACGCAGUCUCAGCCGGCCGAGGAAACCGCUGGCCCUGCUCUUAAGGGUGACCUUCCGGCUGGAGAGCAGCCCGAUCCGGAUGACCUGGAGGAUGAUGAGGACGAUGAGAUGGAAGAUGACCAUGUCGAUGAUGCAUUUGCUGGCAAUUACGGCGGAUAUGACGAGGACGAUUACUACGGAGGAGACAGUGACGAUGAUGGCUACUAA